Molecule: messenger RNA, 865 nt
Organism: Camellia sinensis
Lineage: Eukaryota; Viridiplantae; Streptophyta; Magnoliopsida; Ericales; Theaceae
Source: RefSeq, a predicted model, not a curated record
UGGUACUAACAGAACACAAACGUCUCCUGUGAAAACGUCAAUGCUUUGUUGAAGUUUUUUUUUUUCGAGUCGAAGAACGCAAUUUUGAUGUCGUCGAUGCUAUGAUUGAUUAUCAUACGUGUUCGUUGUUAUCAGUGAAUUAGAUUAGAUGGACAAUACACAAGAUCUUUGUAAUAUUGAGGGAGAUGAUGAAGACGAAGGAGAAGGAAGGAACGAUGAUUCAUGUUGCAUUUCUUCAACAUCGUACCGAUUGUUCGGUAGGCAAAUGUCAAUUCAUCAAAUGAUGGGCGGAGGUAAAGCUGCUGAUGUUAUAUUGUGGAAGCGGCAGCAUGUUUCAUGUGGAAUCGUGGUUGUUGCUACUAUUGCAUGGAUCCUUUUUGAGCAGUCAGGAUUAUCAUUUUUAUUGAUUUGUUCGGAUGUUUUGUUGAUCUUGGUUGUACUGCUGUUUCUUCGGGCCAACUAUGCUGUCUUCAGAAAGAAACAUCUCCGGACAUUACCUGAGCUAGUCUUGUCCGAAGAAAUGGUUAUUAAUGCAGCUGCAUCAUUUCGAGUCAAGAUCAAUUAUGUGCUGCUUUUGGCUCAUGAUAUAACCCUGGGCAGAGAUUUUAGACUUUUCUUUAAGGUGGUGAUCUGUCUAUGGCUCUUGUCCGUAAUUGGAAGCGUAAUCUCAUCUUUUACACUUGUAUAUAUCGGUAUGCAUAUUCAUUCCCAUCUGAGUCCUACAGUUGAACAUUUUGUCUUCAAUUUUUGUUUACUUUCAUCAUGCUUCAACUCCUCUCAUUUGUUUCAUUACAAGCAAGCUCAUGUUGCAUACAUGGCUUUGUCUUCUACUACCAUGAUGAGACGGUGAAUGAGCCUUCAGGUA